Messenger RNA from Strongyloides ratti, 408 nucleotides. Its product is annotated as Gamma-secretase aspartyl protease complex, presenilin enhancer-2 subunit family-containing protein. The record is from RefSeq and is a predicted model, not a curated record. The coding region runs from base 1 to 408 and encodes 135 amino acids. The transcript is spliced from 2 exons. NCBI's taxonomy places the organism in Eukaryota, Metazoa, Nematoda, Chromadorea, Rhabditida, Strongyloididae. Gene Ontology annotation, cellular component: gamma-secretase complex.
AUGACAAAUACAAGAACUAGUCAAGAAAGUGAAAAUAUUAGAAAUAGAGGACAUAUUUCAGGUGAAAAUACUAUUGAACGUGUGGUACAUGCAGCAAAUAUUCAUCCUGAACAUUCUCAUAAAUCUAUGGAUAAAAAGUUAGAUGAGUGUAAAAAAUAUUUUAAAUUUGGUUUUUUUCUACUUCCUUGUAUUUGGUUAAUAGUUAUAAUUACAUUAUUUCAUGAAUAUAGGAAUAAAAAUAGUAUGUAUGAAAAAAAAGAGGAAGUUCGAAAAUAUUUUCAACGCUCAUUAAUCGGAUUUAUCAUUUAUGUUAUAAUCUUCAUUUGUUGGUUAUCUUUUUAUAUAAACGCUUACAGAAAUGAUGCUGAAUGGGCUUAUAAAAUUGGAGCUGUAUAUGCAAUAAAAUAA